AAGAAAACGAAAGUCGAAAAAUCAUUAUUUUUUAGACGAUCCAAAAGCAUAUUAUCGUUCACGAAAUACAAUGACCAUUAUAACCUCGCCAAACUGGUAACAGUCUACCGGAACGACUCUCUGAUCACUCCACCGUCCAACACACAGAAGACAAAACUUCUACUUUCAAUCGCCUUUAAAAUUCGUCACGGUAAAGUUUUUUCCGGAAAAUCUUCACACGAUUCCCGAGAAAAUACCCAAAACCAACCACACGGCUCGCUCGAUCAAGCCAUCUAUCUGCACGGUGUUCAUCGGCUGAGACCCCGAGUGACGUUCCUCCGGCUAAGAGACGCUCGGUCCUUGCUGGUACUGUACAUUUGCAGUUUUUUUCAUAUUGUCAGAAUUUCUCAUUCGAUUAAUCAGUUCCAGUUUUUGGAUUGUUAUUCAAAAGCAUCUGUAGGGGGUUUUAGAGAAAAGUUGAAUUAUUUACAAGUUUCCAUGGUGGGUUUGGUUGGAUAUGGUGUAAUUAGAUUAAUUUGUAUGCAAAGAUAAGAUAUCAUGUUGCAGAAAACUGAGAGUAAGGAAGAUUACAGUGGUGGGAAUUCCAGCAAUGGUGAGUUGUUGCGUGACAUUGAAGAACUAAGCAAAGCCCUUUACUUUCAUAAACCCCCACCGAAAGUUUUGCUUUCCUCUUCUGAUGGAAGAUCCAAAUCUGCUGGGAAAAUCCCUUUUUCGGAUUCGAACCCGAGAUUUGUUAGGGAAGAUUUUUUGCACAAGGACAAGAAAUCGUCUUCGGUGUGGAAUUGGAAGAAGCCCUUGAAGGCUCUCAGUCAUAUCGGGAAUCGGAAAUUUAGUUGUUGUUUUUACCUUCAUGUGCGUUCUGUUGAAGGGUUGCCUCUGAGUUUUAAUAAUCUUAGUGUAUGUGUGCAUUGGAAGAGGAAGGGUGAGGUGCUGCAGACUCUGUCUUCGAAGGUUGUGGAAGGCGUAGCUGAGUUUGAUGAAACCUUGAUGCAUAGGUGUUCUGUGUAUGGAAGUAGAAAUGGCCCGAACCAUUCGGUUAAGUAUGAGGAGAAGCUAUCGUUGAUCUACGUUUCUUUGAGUGGGGCGCCAGGGCCUGACAUCGGGAAACACUGGGUUGAUCUUACGAGGCUGUUACCACUUACUUUUGAGGAGUUGGAGGGGGAAAAAAGUGGUAAAUGGACAACAAGCUUUAACCUUUCAGGCAAGGCUAGAGGUGCUAAUCUAAAUGUUAGUUUGGGAUUUCUGGUGAUGCAGGAUAAGUUAAUUAAUGUGAGGGCUAAUCCAAAUGUUCCUGAGCUUCUGAACACGGGGCCAAGGAGGUCAAGUUCGUUGGACGGUGGAGCUACAAUGCUUCGCCCAGUUGGGAGUUUGCCACGCAUUGUAACUCCCAAGCCUGCCUUCUCAUCUCAGUCUCUUGAUUUGAAGAUUUUUCGCGAAGUAGUGCUGAAUGGAGGGUUGGAGCUCUCCAAUUCAAUUAAUUUCUUAUGUCAGACACUUGAUGAGACUAGAUUGAGUAGUGUAACAGAGUCAGAUUGUGAACAUGUGCCGCCACUUGAACCUAAAACUGAUAUAGACUUUUUGUUUGCUAAGGGAAUUGAAGAAUACAAGGAUGAUGACGAUACUGAAUAUACCAUUGUAGAAGUCGGGACAGAAAUGUCUGAGAUGGAAGAGUUAAAAUCUGAUCAAGUUCCCGGUCAUGCUAAUGAUGAGUCAGAAGCAGUUGAAAUUAUCAAUGUAGAUGAGAUCAUUAAUGGUUAUGACAUAGACCUCGAGGAGAAGACUAUGGUUAUUCCAAAGGAAGCCCAUGGUAGUUAUGUGGACGAGGUUGUGGUGGAUGACAGCAAACAUGAACAUGAUAGUGUUUGCACCCAGGGAUCGGCCAUGUAUGAGGUGGAGUCUGUAACUCACAUGCUCUUGAUUUCAGAAUCAGCAGAUUUGGAUCGUCCAUUUUCUUCGGGAGAGUUUCUUGAGGAAAGGAACCACAUGGAACUUAAGUUGACGUACAAAUCAAGUAAAACAGGUAAAAAAUCACUUAGUUUGGACGAUGUAACUGAAUCCGUGACAAGUGAUUUCUUAAACAUCCUUGGUAUGAACUGUAGCAUGAGUUCUGAUAGUGAUGCUGAGUCUCCUAGAGAACUUCUUUUAAGAGAGUUUGAAAAAGAGGCACUGGGUUCGGGAAACUUAUUUUUUGAUUUUGAUUGGAAGGAAGAGCAGCCCGAAAUUGGAUCCUCUGUUUCACCAGGUUCUGAUUCUGGAGAUUGCUUUGAGAAUUCUGAUUUGUCAUUGAUUAUUGAAGCCGCUGAAGAAGAGCACAAGAAAGAAAGUGAGCUAUUAAGAAGAAGGAAGGCCAAAAUUCUUGAAGGCUUGGAGACUGAAGCUUUGAUGCGAGAAUGGGGAUUAAAUGAAAAGGACUUUUGGAAUUCUCCUCGCACCUUCUCUGGUGGAUUUGGUAGUCCAAUUGAGAUCCCCCUUGAAGAGCCACUCCUACCUCCACUCGGAGAAGGCUUUGGUCCUUAUGUUAAGUUGAAGGGUGGAGGCAUUUUGCAGUCUAUGAAUCCUUCACUUUUCAGAAAUGCUAAAAACGGUGGGAACUUGGUGAUUCAUGUUUCUAAUCCCGUUGUUAUACCAGCAGUAAUGGGUUUUGAUGCUAUCCAGAUAGUGCAGCAUCUGGCAAUGGUUGGAGAUACGCUGCAUGAGUGUGUGAGUAAACUAAUGCCUUUGGAAGAUAUUACGGGGAAGACAAUACAACAUGUAGCCUGGGAGGCAGCGGCCUCAGCGCCUAACAUAGUGGUGUCUGAGAGGUUUGAGCAGAUUUUAUAUCGUGGGAGGCAGGAUGAAGGAUUUCCUUCUAGUUGGAGUUGUCAUAACCUGAGUUCUGCCGAAUUGGGAUGUAGUGAGGUGGGGUCAGACUACGUAUCUCUAGAGUAUCUUGCCCCUUUGGCAAUGGAAAAAAUUGAAGCUCUUGCAGUGGAAGGGUUAAGAAUCCAGUCCCGCAUGUCAAGUGGGGAGGCACCUUCAAGUAUACAUCCUCAGUCUGGAGGUUUGCAACUAUGUGGUUUUAGAGAUUGUGUUGUUGAUGCUGAGGGAUUAAUUGCUCUGUCUUUACCAUUGGACGAGUGGCUGAGGCUAGAUGCUAAAAUCAUUAGUGAUGAAGAUCACAGCAGAGAGCAAUUGUUGAAAAUCCUUGCUGCCCAUCAUGCCAAGUACACAGAUUUGGUCGAUGGAAAUUUGACACAAGAAACGAACUGCAGUGGUUUAUCUGGUAGGAACUGUGGACUUUUGGGGGACAACCUCACAAUUGCUCUCAUGGUGCAGCUUAGAGAUCCCUUUCGAAACUAUGAACCAGUGGGUAUUCCAAUGAUUGCUCUAAUUCAAGUGGAGAGAGUUUUGGCCAAUUUAAUGCCAGAGGUGUCAAGUGUGCUGUUAAACGAUAGCAAAGAGAACGAACACGAUGAGUCAGUCUUUGACGAGAUUGGGGACAUGAGAAAAGGGGAGACGAAUGAAGGAGAUGAAGGAUGCAAUCCUCAGUUUAAAAUCAUCGAUGUCCAUCUUGCAGGAGUGGAUACUGCGCCUGGAAGCAGGCGGCUUUGGGGUACCACAACCCAACUGCAUUCUGGCUUCCGAUGGUUGCUUGGCGCAGGCAUGGGUAAGACCGCUAGUUUUCCAGUCUCAAACUCGAAAGCCAUUGUAAGAUCAUCCACACCAGUUUCAGCAAAACAUCAGAGGGAUUUUCUAUGGAGCAUUUCCUCUGAUUUUCAAGGUGCAGGAGCUACCUGGAAGGAUUCGAUAGCUCCACAUGUUCGAAACCCGAAUGUUAUAUUUCCGAAUGAAAGCAUCAAACCACACGUAAACCUGUAACAUUUAGAUGUGGUUUCCUAGUACAGAUUCUUUUGUUUGUAGAGUGAGAAUAGAGAUGUUAAGCUACAGGUUUUUAUGUGAAUUAUAGAUUCUGUUGCAUUAUACUUCACACAAAACCGAUUCAUGUGCAUUGAUUUAUUUUUAUACAAACGAUAUUUUACUUUUUAACUAA
Malus domestica (apple) is the source of this 4030-nucleotide messenger RNA. Its product is annotated as protein PLASTID MOVEMENT IMPAIRED 1-RELATED 1-like. The record is from RefSeq and is a predicted model, not a curated record. Lineage: Eukaryota; Viridiplantae; Streptophyta; Magnoliopsida; Rosales; Rosaceae.